Molecule: messenger RNA, 7561 nt
Organism: Anopheles nili
Lineage: Eukaryota; Metazoa; Arthropoda; Insecta; Diptera; Culicidae
Exons: 3
Coding region: 1277-7561 (2094 amino acids)
Source: RefSeq, a predicted model, not a curated record
CGUUUCGUUACGCUGGCGCGCAGUUCGGGGCACAUAUUGUUCUGCUGAUUUAGUUCCGAUACCGAAGCGUAAGCUCGCAGCACACAACCGAGGUAUGUGCACGCGGUAACCACCAAAACGGAUGUGUGAUAAAGUUCGCUUCAUCGGGGUUCGGAACAGAGUGGUUUUCCACAUUCCAGCCGCUAGUAACACGUCGCCGUAACGCCGGCUCGUGACGUAGGCCGUUAAGUUUUUGUCAAUUUUCCUCUCCGCGGAACCGCACUUCACUGACCGGCGACGUGCUCAAGUGGAAACGCCAGAGACAGUCGGGACGCCGUAUCCAGCGCAAGGAUAUGGUGCCGAUAAUUGCCCUGGCCGGCAUCGGCGUUCGCGUCGGUCGAUGGGCGAAGAAUUAAGCUUCAACUUGCCUGCCUAAAAAUGUAGCACCGCGAUGUGCCGUACCUGAGUGUAAGUGUGUGCCUACGAGUGAGAGUGCGUGCGUGCAUGCGUGUGGAUGAGUGUAUGUGUGGGCACCGUACGUGUGCGUCGAGCAUGACAGCAGCGGAGAGUGUAUUUUUGAAAGCAUUUAUCAUGCCACCGCCGGAAACACGUGCUCCCAGCGACUGGAUGCGUGCCGCGUGGAUCACCGUUUAAAGCGCCCCAAUUCAAACCACCCCACGUGCCUUUCGGAAGAAGGCGCAAUUUCCACGGUGUCCUUGUUUUCCCGCUGCGCAGAAACGGGAGCGCACCGGGAGCGUAGCGAGAGCGUCCACGAAAGCGAGCAUGCUGGCGUGGCGGUGAGCGUGUGUGGGUGCUUUGUUUUCACUUUCCACGCAGCGCGCGGCCGUUCGCCGUCGUUUUCCCGUGCGUGCGUGUCACUCCUGUGGCGGCAACAACCGAGUUCGCGAGCCCGUUUGUUUGUGUCGUGACCGAGAACCCUUAACCGCUUCGCCAGAUCGCGACGCGUCCGUCGGGAGGGCUUCUCGAGGCGGUUUCACAGUGAUAGCAGGGCAGCAGACGACACCGUAGUGCAAAAAGAAAAAAAUAUAAAAGAAAAGCUAAAGAAAAACAAUCUUGGCCAGGGCCAAGCCUCAACGAUAACAGCAGCCGACACACGGGCCCACCGGAAGAGUGUACAUCAGCGGGAGAAGUGUCAAACCGUUUGACGGAAGCGCAGCAUAAGCCGGUUGUUGGCCAAAUUCGAAUCGCAGUAGGCCACUACUAGGAAGCACCCGGUUAGACCCGGUCCUCGCGUCAAAUGAAUCGCUAGGCAAAGCGGCGUUCUUCGAUCCCGACAAUGGAACAUCAUGGUGGACUGUUUGCGGACAUUUCGAACAGUUUCCCGGGCGCCAGCGGUUUGCCGAGCACGAAUGUGAAGUACCACUUUCACAACCCUCCCCAAAUCCCACCGCAGCCGCCCCCGCCUCCAGGUCCGCCCUUAGGGCCGUCCCGACAGUACCACCAGUAUCAUCACCAUUCCCAGCACCAGCAGCAGCAGCAGCAACAUCUAUCGGCUCAGGCUACACCGCAGCAGGCGACGGCGCAAUCGGUGGUGAUCGGUAGCUACGGUCAAUCAGUUUCCGGCUCCACCAUCCAGCAGAGUCAUGUUAUACAGCAACCACAGCCACAACCGUCACAACCCGAGCUACAGACGUCAGCAGGAGCAGCCCAUCAGCAGAGACAGCAGCAACAGCAGCAGCAACACCACCUGGAGUCCCUCGGGCAUCAGUCGCUAGGUGGUGGAGGUGGUAACCUCUUUUCCGACAGCAACACAGUCGGUCUGUUCGACGCCAGCGGUUCGAGUGGAAGCGUUGAUGGCACGAGUGGUGCUGGAGGAGGUGCUGGAGUCAGCGGCAACGGGAACACAUCAAGCAUCAACUGCAGCAGCAGCAGCAGCAGUAGCAGCAACUACAGCUCAAGCGUCACGAACAGUUCGCGUAAGUUCGAGACCAAUACCGGUGACAGCAUCACGUAUAACAUCAACAACAUCAACACCAACAUCGUGAACAACAUCAGCAGCGGACAGGGAGCUGCACCGGUGCUAACGGCCAUCACGAAUGGUGGUACAGGUGUUGCUGGAGGCGAUUUUCUCGGAGGUGUAACGGCAACUUCCCAGUACGGUUCGGGAUCCGGCUCGUCGAUCGUACCGAACGGAGGUGCUGGUGUUCAACAGGGCGUUCCAACAAACCCGACCAUCAUCAACAUUAGUAACAACAACCACAAUAUCAUGGCGCCACCGUACCCGUACCAUGGCCCACCGCAGUAUCAACCAAAAGUGGCCACUGGGUACAAGGACCUGAGUGGGAAGUAUGGUGCAAUCGGGUCCUCAGGAGGUUCCGGAUCGAGCGGAACAGCAGGUGGUUGGACGGAGUAUACGAGUCAUCACCACGAGGCAACGGUGAUUGGGAACUUUGAGGCGAAGAACCCCAACAAGUACCACCACACGUCGGCAAAUGCGGUCGGUGGCCGGUCGAUGGGUGGAUAUCGAUACACGAGCGGAGUCGCCGAUUACGUAUCACAACCGGGUCAACCCGGUUCGACAGGCCAUUAUGCGCCCUCUCAUUCACACGCCGGUGGAACAAGUGGUGGGUAUGGGCUUUACCACCCUGAGGGAGUACAAGCGACACCUAUUCAACAGUCCCAAGCCUCAGGCGGCUCUGGAGCACAUCCCGGUUACGACGCGUACCCACAUAUCGUACGCAACAAGUAUCCCUCUGCAGGGCACCCGCCAGGGAUGCACAUGACGGGAGGAUCCCGAGCCGAUCUCAUGUACAACGAACGAUCUCAGCGUUACGUAACCGGCGGGGGUUAUGCGAGUGGCAACACCUACAGUAUGUCUGCGAGUGGCUCCGGAGUGGUCGGUCCAACGGUUCCAGGUUCGAACAUCGCCGGUCACGGUGCGUACUACUCCCAGAUGGCGCCAGCUAAGGGCACGCUCAAUCCAGCCAUGGAUUAUUACGGCAAUUCGUACGCCAAACAGAUGCCGGGGGCACAUUCUCACCACGCUCCGGCUAACCACAAUCACUAUAUCCCACCGAACCGGAUGGCUUACGCCGGUCAACCGAACGCAGGUUAUCAUCCCCAUUCGUCCCAUCCCGUGCAUCAUCACGUGCCACAUCCACACCACAAGAACGUGGUCACUGGAUAUGGGUACACAGGUGCAAACGGAACCACGGCCUACGAUGAUCCUUGCCACCAACGAACAAUGAGCGGACGUGUACCGAUGCCGCAUCCUUACAGCGGUGAUCCUCAUCACGCGCAGAUGGCUGGUUCGGCGCAGUACGCCGGUGGAGGUAGUACUGGAGGAUAUCACCACCAGGCGCAAGCUCCCAUAGGCUAUCCCAAUCCAAAGCUGACGUUCAGCAAGAACCUGAACGAUUUCUACACACCCAACGUGCCGACGAGCAAUGUGCCACAACACUACAACGCUCCAACGGGUAGUAUGCAAGCGACUGGUAUAGGUUACUCUGGCCACUAUGGCAUGAAGUAUCCCACGCAGCAAACCGUGACUCCUCAGAAGCAUGUCGGAGUUAAUGGAGCAACUUUAGCACCAACGAACGCGCCUUCUGUGGUACAUCAGAGCCGGAAGCCUUCGAGUUGUUUCUACGAUACGCCGGGUCCGCUUAUCGACAUCAAUCACCCGCUGAUCGACCUCGAGGAACAGAUUAACAGCGUGAAGAUCCUCAAGAACACCGCAUCGUCGGGCAUGGGAGCUGGAGCAGGUUCGAUAUACGAAACGAACCACGCGUUGAGCUAUGAUUGUCAGCAGAUGUACCCAAAGAACCGGUACAUGCAUUCGAAACCCGUCAAUCAGCUGCCGAACAGCAACGUGAUGUCCGCCGGCUACGGAGGUGGCCAGCAAAUUCUGACCGGGGAGCAGCAGUCACAGCUUCAACACCACCACCAACGCCACCACCUGCACCAUCCGGAGAGUGUCGGAGUCUACGGAGGCUACCCGACGAUGGAGGAGCUCGGGAUGGAGUCACGCACCUUCGGAUUGGACGAAAACCUCAAGGAUAAGAGUCUGCGCGAUUACCUGACGAGCUGGAGCGAGAUGGAGGAGGAAGAUUCAUCCUCGGCCGCAUCGAAGGCAUCGAAGGAAGCCAACAACAAUCUGAUCGCGCAUCAAAACUUCGAGUCCUGCAGGUACAUGAGUCAGGUUCAGCCUUUGGAAGGUUCUACGGAGCCACCACCGGCGGCAGAAGUGUCAUUGGUUGCGAUGGCGGAAGUAACUCCACUGGAAGAAGCGCCCACGAAGGAAAGCCCAACAGUGGAAUCGGAAGAUGUACUCACAAAUUCUACUUCACCUAUACCGGCGGCUGCUGCAGCCGUGGUCCCGCCAGUCACCGGCCACACGGGAGUGAUCGUGGCGAACGUGCAGAACACCGGUAACCUCCCGGAUAUCCUGGUGGACAUCGAGAAGCCGGCGAAAUCCGAGGAAACGGGCAAGGACGGCGAGAAGCUUUACAUCCUGGAGUCGUACGACGUGCCGCAGUCCGAGCUCAACAAGUACAAACACCUGAGUGUGAUCAACGAGUUGCCAAAAAAUGUCGUCCCCAUCAACGACAGUGCCGAUUCGCUGAAGUUCCUCGAGGAGAUCGAGUCGAACCGCGAAAAGUACUACCAAACCGAGCUCGAGUCGGAGGUGGUGUACGAGGAGAAAGAGAAGGAAAAGGUACGGUUGGAUGAUUCGCAGGAUCGGCAGGACGAAUCGAUCAUGCAGAAAUCAGUCAUUCAGCAGCCACAGUUUGAGAGUAAGUGCGAUGACGAAAAGCCACUGGAAAGCCUCGAAAAAUGUGAGGAUGAGCUGGACAAUAAUGAGAUGGAGUUCGUCGAUCUUUCGGAGGAAACGGAAACUCCGGAAUGCAAAGCAGAAGAGUUAUCUGAAGCGAUUGUUGAAGAGGUGCAAGAACCAACACCUGCAAUGGCCGAGCAAGAGGACGUGACGGCUAGUUUGCCGGAGGUCGUUGAGAAAGCUGAACCUGAUGUGCCUGCUGAGGAAACGGAAGCGCCGAAGGACUCGUCCGUUGACUCCGACGAGGCCUCGUUCAAAGUGCCCCGCGCUGUGUUUCCGAAGUAUCGGAAGCGCCGCUUCUACGAUUACGAUAUGCCUCGAUUUCCGAAGAAGGCGCGCCGCUCCAGCAUCGAGGAGUUUAUCAAUUGUGAUAUGUCGAAAUUCAAAGUACAAACUAUCAAACGUAGUCCAAAAAGUCUGCAGUGUCUGCUGGUGGACACGCUCAAUUCGAAAUCCUUCCGUCGGUGGGCCAAACAAGAUCUUACAAGGCGACAAGAGCUUCUAAGCCAGCCCCAUCAAGACCUAGAAGACGAGCUUGACCUGAGUACACUGGAACAGCAACCCAGCGACAGCGUACCAGCUGCGGAAGAGUCUUCUCCAACGCCGUCCGAAUGUGGGGACGCUGAGAGGCCCACGGUGUUGGUGUUGCCCACCGUUCCCUCGUUGAAAGAUCUCUGCUACGAUAAGAUUUAUUCGUUGGAGCUCUUUCACCAGCCGGCCACGCUCAAGGAACUCUGUGAAAAGGUGAUUUGCAUCAACAAACACCUGUACAUCAUUGAGGAAAUGAAGAGCGAACCGCCGAGACUGCAAGACCUCUGUCGAGCGGUUCUCAGCGAGACGAACAUCUUCAUCGAUGUCUCUGCGAACGAGGUGUGCAUCAUCGACGACGCAGAAGUCGAUGCUGAGAUGUCGCCCAGUGGUUCCACGGCUUCGAACGCUGGUCGAGUGUUCAUCGUCGAAGAGGAUCGCGGAUCGAUCGCCGAUCUCUUGCGUGACAACGUCCAGCUGCAGGAGGAGGAUCUCAUCGUUGUUCGCCAGGAUGUGGGAGAUGGCUGCGAAGAUCACGACAUCUUCAUGGCAAACCUCGCCCCAAUUCCGGAACCGAUGGUGACGGCAGACAGUGAGAACGACAUCUUCAGUCGAGUCGAGCAAGAGAUCGAGAAGAUGAUGCACACGAGCUCGUCCGAGGAUGAGGCCGAAGCUCCAGUGAAAGAGUCGGACCUGUUCGCCUUUGAGGAGGACGUCGAGUGCAUACAGUACGAGGAGAUCGUUCCGGUGCAUGCGGAGGAGCAAAGUCUAAAGGAUGGCGUGAUAAAAGCGCUCCGGGAAAAGUACAUCUCAGGCGCCGUCAGCCAGCGAAAGUUGCACCACCGUCUGUUGCGAAAAUAUCUUAUCCAUCAGCGAUACAUCGAGUUGCGUCAUGGAGUGUUGUCUCGGAAUACUGUUCGGUGGAGCAAGCUGAUCGCAGCGCGUAAAGCCUCGCAAAUAGCAACGCCGUCCCUAAUGGCCGAUCAAGAUGACGACAGUAACUGCUCGAGUGGUUCAAGCGGCUCCAACAGUAGUAGAUCUUCUAGUACGUCUCGCUCCAGCCACUCGUCUGGUUCGUCGUCUUCGAGCUCGUCCUCAUCGAGCAGUAGUAGCAGCUCUAGCAGUAGCUCCAGCAGUAGCAGCAGCAACAGUAACAACAGCACCGAAAUGGAAGGAGAGGAGGAGACGGUUAAGCUAGUAGCAGCUGUUGAAACUGGCUCAGAGGAACCUGAAAGCCCGUGUGUCUUGGUAGAGGAAGCGAACAACAACACUAUUCAGCUUGCUGAAUGUCCUGAAGAUGCACAAGAACCGGCCAAGGAGACGCUGCUCCAGCACGAAGAAUCUCACUUCGAAAAUGAAAAACCUAUCCUUGAACCGGUUGCAUCCAGUCCCGUCCGGUGUGAUGAUAGUAUGACCAGCUCUGGCAGCAAUAGCAACGAUAAAAGGAGUCCCAGCAACAACAUCAUCAGCAGCGGUAGCAACAGUCCGCUUGGUAGUUCUGCAGGGACCAAUAGCCGAAGCCCUAACAGCUCUCUGGAUCAGCAUGUUCCAGCAAAAAUCACAUCUCCUAGCGAUCGUUCCCGCUCGGUGAUAGUAUCUCCCACAACCACGAGAAAGAAGAAGAAGUUGUCUUUCGAGGAAAGCCUGCUCAAUAUUGAUCAAAUGUACAGGAAGCCCGCCAGCCCGAUUCCUUCGGCAGUGCCAUCGCCGAUUGUGACUCGUUCAGGAAGUAGCCCACAAUCCGCGACGUCCCGCCCGAACGUGAUCGUGAACGUGAACAACAAGCGUGAAGCGCCUCGCAAACUGAUCAUUCCAUCGUACAAGAUAUUUGAUCAAGCAACUGAUGAGAUCCGACCGCCUGCCAACGGGUACCACCGGAAGUCGUCAACCGACGAGGAAGCCUCAGGAUCGAUGAUCCGGCCGAGUGACGAAUACGCUAAACUGGCACGGCGUCGCAGAACGUCCGUCAGCAUCACGCCGUCCUUCGACCGGUCCAUCUCCGUUGACGUCGAUCGACGAUCGCGUGGCGUCGAGCGGCGAAAGGCGGCAAUGGUUAGACGUCGGAGUUGCUGUUGCUCGCCUGUGCGGACUUCUCCCAGCUCACCGUCGUUGGCGGUUCGCGCGAAACCUUCGUCGCUGGUCUCGACGUUGCUAGCCGCACCGGUGCCGUACGUGCGCCUGGAGCGAAGCGAUUACGUGGAAAAGCUGGCGGAAAGCUAUCGACGCCAGCAGCAGCAACAACACCCAAGGUCAUCGUAG